AGAUUAAGGAUUGGUCUCCGCUGCGCUCCAACUAGAUACUGCAGGCAACCGCAAAGUGCAGCAACUAAUAUGACGCCCAAGUGGGCGUACUCGAGCCAGUCUUAAAACAUUGUGUGACGUUGACGUGCCAAUUGUUCUGUUAAACUUUGCUGUGAGUUGAAACUAAAAUGGCGGGUUGCGUAGUAAAACUUUGUAUAAAUAAUACUACAAGAAAUAAGAAUGACACUGGGAUCAAAUAUCAUUAGUAGUGUCAGUGUCAACAAUGAUAUCGGAAGUUCAAUUACGAAAUCAUUAAAAAUAAUCUCAUAGAAGAAAUGCAAUUCAUGUAGCAUUGGAUUAUUUUCAACAAUGACAGUUACCGCAAAAAAAGUUCCCCCAGAUGGAGGCUAUGGGUGGGUUAUCACUUUCGCAUAUGCUUUGAAUAAUGUUGUAGUUCUUCCAGUGAUAGCAGGCUUUGGGCUAAUAUUUCAAGAAGCCUUUGAUGAAACUGGCCUUUCAGCAACUCAGGGCACUCUUGUAAUUAUACUAAACCAUGGGCUCGGAAUGCUGCUAUCGUUCUUUGGAGGGCCUGUCUUACAAAGAUUUGGCUACAGAAAAGUUGCAGUUGUUGGUGGAUUACUUGUGUCCAUGGGACUAUUAUUAACAUCAGUGUCAAAUAGCUUUUGGCUAUUUAUAUUAUCCUAUAGUAUUAUUAAUUCAAUGGGUGUAGCUGCUGUCAUGGCUGCAUUUUCACUUGCGAUUAACUCUUAUUUUAAAGAGAAAAGGGGUCGAGCAAUCGGGGCAGGGAUGUCCAUUACAGGGUUAGGUGCCAUUUAUAUGCCCUUAGUUAUGAGUAUGCUGAUCUAUGCCUAUGGAUGGAGGUACGCAGUAUUAAUACUAGGUGCUAUCUGCCUACAUUCAGUUUUAGCAGCAUGUUUGCUAAGGCCAGUAAAAUGGUAUUUAAAGGACCCUCCACAAUUAACAGAAGAAGCCGAACCAUUAAAUAAAGAAACCAGCGUUGAACUUGUUAAUGGUAGUUUAUCAACACCAUUAAAACAAACAGCGAUUCAGUCUCUUUCCCGAUUGGAGCAAAUGGAUAAUAAAGAGACCCAAGAUAUCGUUAUAAACACAAAUGGUAUUCAUAAUAGAAAUGCAGUAUCACAUCCAGAUAUUCGGAAGAACACACCAGGACCUGCUUUGGUAGAGUCUAGAUACAAAUGGUGGGAAUCUCAAGAAAUAAAUUUAGGAAGCUCCGUUAACAUUUUCUUAGAGAAGGAUGACUUCAAAGAUACGGAAGACAAAUCUAUAACGAGAAAUGAAAAGAAAAGCUACACACAAAAAGUUAUAAAAUUUUUCGAUUUAACGCUUCUAAGGGAUCCGAUAUUUGUCAAUAUUCUUGUCGGUCUAUCUUUUGCAUCGUGUGUAGAGACAAAUUUCUCGCUUCUUCUUCCAAUAAUAUUAAAAGAUAUGCUCAAAUUUGAAACAUCGGAAAUAGCGAAAGUAAUGGCUGUUAUUGGGUUUUCUGAUACACUAUUCCGUUUCGUGUCACCAUUCAUAGGCGAAUGGUGUAACAAACCUCCUCGAGUGAUGUACAUACUAAGUUUGGUGAUCAUCAUAUUUACAAGAACAAUAAUGCUAUUCACCACAUCGUUUCUUGGUAUGGUGUUUGUGGCGCUGGCUAUGGGAAUCACCAAAGGCGUCAGGACUGUGUACAUGAACAUUGUAAUACCGAGUUAUGUUCCCCUGGAGCGCCUUCCAUUUGCAUCAGGCAUCCAGAUGUUCUUCAAUGGAAUCGUUAUUAUAACAAUUGGAUCUUUGUUAGGCCGAAUACGAGACAUAUCGGGGUCAUACAAAGCCCCAAUUAUGGUACUGAACUUUGUUACACUACUAACAAUCAUUUUGUGGAGCGCCGAAUUUUUAUAUUUUAAGUUUAACCUAACAAAAUCAAGAACGACAAACGAAAAUGCUAGUAACUGAAUUUAUUUAUAAACAAUACGACGUUUUUGUAUAUAAUUAUAUUAUAGGUGUACAAGAUUAUUUAAUAGUAUCUUUACGUUCUACAUAACUAUAAUAUCUAUUACUAAGAUUGUAAUUUACUUAUUGUAACAUAAUUAUAAACUAUCAAUAAUUAUCCAUAAAAUUUACAUGAACAUAUAACAUAUGUACAAAUUUGUUUAAUUCAUAAAAUAUUGUUAUAGGAAGUAAUUUUAAAAUAAAACAUAUUUUGAAAGUGCCCUAGUAUGCGUUUUAGUAACUAUUCCUUUAUAUGUUUAGCAACACUGUUUUUUUACUUAAGCUUUCCAUAGUGUAUCACAGCUUUCUGUCAUAAAUUUAUAUGACACUAUGAACGAAUUUUUACUAUGGAAUAUACACAAAUUAAAUUUAAAAACAAAAUUUAUGAACAGUGUGGGACUCCAACCCGCGACCUCUCGCGUUUCGUGCGAGUGCUCUUCUACUGAACCAACCGUUCGAGUGAGGUGUCGUUGAUAAAUCUUGUAUGUCACGUUCAACUCUCAGGUUGUAGCUUCAUCUACAGGAUCUACUUUAUAGUUUACCUGCUCAACCCAACAUUUGCAUAUUAGGAAAUUGACUUGAGAUGUCGCUCUUUCAAAUCUAAGCAAUUUACUAUUUUAUUUUUAAGUGAGCGUUUAUAAAUUUUGAUUUCAACUUUAAUUUGUGUAAUUAAUCCCAGAAGUAAGGGUUAGCACUUAAAAAAAUCGCAAAUUGGUUAUGAAAUAUACUAUUUAUGUUAAACAUUAUUUUAAUUAUUUAUUUGAAGAUGUUUCAAAAAAUUACUAUACCUAAGUUAAUAAUUACUUAACUUUCAAUGCUAUCAGAUAAGGAAAAGAAAGAUAUAGAAAGCCUUAAUACAUGGUAAUGAUAAUUCUGACAUUCCUCACAUUUUCUUACACGAAUUCAUGAAAGUCCAGCUUGUAACCUUAUGUACAACAAUUGCCGAAUUUCAAACUUUAGCGGUAACAUCUAUGCUAAAAACUUAGAUUUGAAUAUUUCUAAUACAAUUUAUUAAUAUAAUAAUAUUACUAUUAGGAAAUAUUUAGAUAAUUAUUUUUAACAACUUUGGUUGUAAGUAUUAUAGUGUAUAGUGAUAUCAUAAAUUUUAUCUAUAGAAAAAUUAAAAUAUAAUAUUUACAAAAAGA
Messenger RNA from Leptidea sinapis, 3137 nucleotides. Its product is annotated as monocarboxylate transporter 9-like. Gene Ontology annotation, molecular function: monocarboxylic acid transmembrane transporter activity. Gene Ontology annotation, biological process: transmembrane transport; monocarboxylic acid transport. The record is from RefSeq and is a predicted model, not a curated record. The transcript has 7 exons. Bases 349 to 1956 code for a protein of 535 amino acids. Lineage: Eukaryota; Metazoa; Arthropoda; Insecta; Lepidoptera; Pieridae.